Knipowitschia caucasica is the source of this 3330-nucleotide messenger RNA. NCBI's taxonomy places the organism in Eukaryota, Metazoa, Chordata, Actinopteri, Gobiiformes, Gobiidae. The record is from the annotation of a GenBank genome assembly.
AUGUGUGAUGCUGACUACAGUCUGGACCUCAAACAUCCACAGGACUACAGUCUGGACCUCAAACAUCCACAGGACUACAGUCUGGACCUCAAACAUCCACAGGACUACAGUCUGGACCUCAAACAUCCACAGGACUACAGUCUGGACCUCAAACAUCCACAGGACUACAGUCUGGACCUCAAACAUCCACAGGUCUACAGUCUGGACCUCAAACAUCCACAGGUCUACAGUCUGGACCUCAAACAUCCACAGGACUACAGUCUGGACCUCAAACAUCCGCAGGUCUACAGUCUGGACCUCAAACAUCCACAGGACUACAGUCUGGACCUCAAACAUACACAGGUCUACAGUCUGGACCUCAAACAUCCACAGGACUACAGUCUGGACCUCAAACAUCCGCAGGUCUACAGUCUGGAACUCAAACAUCCACAGGACUACAGUCUGGACCUCAAACAUACACAGGUCUACAGUCUGGACCUCAAACAUCCACAGGACUACAGUCUGGACCUCAAACAUCCACAGGUCUACAGUCUGGACCUCAAACAUCCACAGGUCUACAGUCUGGACCUCAAACAUCCACAGGACUACAGUCUGGACCUCAAACAUCCACAGGUCUACAGUCUGGACCUCAAACAUCCACAGGUCUACAGUCUGGACCUCAAACAUCCACAGGUCUACAGUCUGGAUCUCAAACAUCCACAGGACUACAGUCUGGACCUCAAACAUCCACAGGACUACAGUCUGGACCUCAAACAUCCACAGGACUACAGUCUGGACCUCAAACAUCCACAGGUCUACAGUCUGGACCUCAAACAUCCACAGGUCUACAGUCUGGACCUCAAACAUCCACAGGACUACAGUCUGGACCUCAAACAUCCACAGGUCUACAGUCUGGACCUCAAACAUCCACAGGUCUACAGUCUGGACCUCAAACAUCCACAGGACUACAGUCUGGACCUCAAACAUCCGCAGGUCUACAGUCUGGACCUCAAACAUCCACAGGACUACAGUCUGGACCUCAAACAUACACAGGUCUACAGUCUGGACCUCAAACAUCCACAGGACUACAGUCUGGACCUCAAACAUCCACAGGUCUACAGUCUGGACCUCAAACAUCCACAGGUCUACAGUCUGGACCUCAAACAUCCACAGGACUACAGUCUGGACCUCAAACAUCCACAGGUCUACAGUCUGGACCUCAAACAUCCACAGGUCUACAGUCUGGACCUCAAACAUCCACAGGUCUACAGUCUGGAUCUCAAACAUCCACAGGACUACAGUCUGGACCUCAAACAUCCACAGGACUACAGUCUGGACCUCAAACAUCCACAGGACUACAGUCUGGACCUCAAACAUCCACAGGUCUACAGUCUGGACCUCAAACAUCCACAGGUCUACAGUCUGGACCUCAAACAUCCACAGGACUACAGUCUGGACCUCAAACAUCCACAGGUCUACAGUCUGGACCUCAAACAUCCACAGGUCUACAGUCUGGACCUCAAACAUCCGCAGGACUACAGUCUGGAUCUCAAACAUCCACAGGACUACAGUCUGGACCUCAAACAUCCACAAGACUACAGUCUGGACCUCAAAAAUCCACAAGACUACAGUCUGGACCUCAAACAUACACAGGACUGCAGUCUGGACCUCAAACAUCCACAGGUCUACAGUCUGGACCUCAAACAUACACAGGACUGCAGUCUGGACCUCAAACAUCCACAGGACUGCAGUCUGGACCUCAAACAUCCGCAGGUCUACAGUCUGGACCUCAAACAUCCACAGGACUACAGUCUGGACCUCAAACAUCCACAGGUCUACAGUCUGGACCUCAAACAUCCACAGGACUACAGUCUGGACCUCAAACAUCCACAGGUCUACAGUCUGGACCUCAAACAUCCACAGGACUACAGUCUGGACCUCAAACAUCCACAGGUCUACAGUCUGGACCUCAAACAUCCACAGGACUACAGUCUGGACCUCAAACAUCCACAGGUCUACAGUCUGGACCUCAAACAUCCACAGGUCUACAGUCUGGACCUCAAACAUCCACAGGUCUACAGUCUGGACCUCAAACAUCCACAGGACUACAGUCUGGACCUCAAACAUCCACAGGUCUACAGUCUGGACCUCAAACAUCCACAGGACUACAGUCUGGACCUCAAACAUCCACAAGUCUACAGUCUGGACCUCAAACAUCCACAGGACUACAGUCUGGACCUGAAACAUCCACAGGACUACAGUCUGGACCUCAAACAUCCACAGGUCUACAGUCUGGACCUCAAACAUCCACAGGACUACAGUCUGGACCUCAAACAUCCACAGGUCUACAGUCUGGACCUCAAACAUCCACAGGACUACAGUCUGGACCUCAAACAUCCACAGGACUACAGUCUGGACCUCAAACAUCCACAGGACCUCAGUCUGGACCUCAAACAUCCACAGGACUACAGUCUGGACCUCAAACAUCCACAGGUCUACAGUCUGGACCUCAAACAUCCACAGGUCUACAGUCUGGACCUCAAACAUCCACAGGACUACAGUCUGGACCUCAAACAUCCACAGGACUACAGUCUGGACCUCAAACAUCCACAGGACCUCAGUCUGGACCUCAAACAUCCACAGGUCUACAGUCUGGACCUCAAACAUCCACAGGACUACAGUCUGGACCUCAACAUCCACAGGAUACAGUCUGGACCUCAAACAUCCACAGGUCUACAGUCUGGACCUCAAACAUCCACAGGACUACAGUCUGGACCUCAAACAUCCACAGGUCUACAGUCUGGACCUCAAACAUCCACAGGUCUACAGUCUGGACCUCAAACAUCCACAGGACUACAGUCUGGACCUCAAACAUCCACAGGACUACAGUCUGGACCUCAAACAUCCACAGGACCUCAGUCUGGACCUCAAACAUCCACAGGACUACAGUCUGGACCUCAAACAUCCACAGGUCUACAGUCUGGACCUCAAACAUCCACAGGACUACAGUCUGGACCUCAACAUCCACAGGACUACAGUUUGGACCUCAAACAUCCACAGGUCUACAGUCUGGACCUCAAACAUCCACAGGACUACAGUCUGGACCUCAAACAUCCACAGGUCUACAGUCUGGACCUCAAACAUCCACAGGACUACAGUCUGGACCUCAAACAUCCACAGGUCUACAGUCUGGACCUCAAACAUCCACAGGACUACAGUCUGGACCUCAAACAUCCACAGGUCUACAGUCUGGACCUCAAACAUCCACGGGACUACAGUCUGGACCUCAAACAUCCACGGGACUACAGUCUGGACCUCAAACAUCCACAGGACUACAGUCUGGACCUCUAA